UCUCAAAUCAGGUGUUACAGCUCCGGAAAUCUGCCAUCGCACUCGAAAGUUGUUCUUCCCGCCCUUUCACCAACCAUGGAGAUGGGAACGAUCGUGUCUUGGGACAAACAGGAAGGCGACAAAUUGAACGAGGGUGAUCUUCUGUGUGAGAUCGAGACCGACAAAGCAACCAUGGGGUUUGAAACUCCCGAAGAAGGCUAUCUUGCGAAGAUCAUCCUACCCGCCGGAUCCAAGGACGUUCCCCUCGGAAAACUCCUUUGCAUCAUCGUUUCGGAAGAGGGCGAUGUAGCCGCUUUUAAGGACUUCAAAGACACCGGUGCCGCGAGCCCUCCACCUCCCAAAGCCGCCGCCCCGACACCCGCGCCCGCGGCUCCCAAACCAGUUGCGGCUCAGAUAACGCAGGCGCCGGGACCGGCGAUCCCAAGCGUCCCAGGUCAGAGGAUCAAAGCAUCUCCGUUCGCUAAAGCCCUGGCUGCUGCCAAGGGUCUUGACUUGGCUUCAGUGGCAGGCACCGGAUUCGGCGGUCGGAUCGUAGCGGCUGAUCUCAAUGCUGCUCAACCUGCUAGCGCUGUUGGUUCCGGAGCUGGUGCUGCAACUGCUGCUGCUGAGAGAGUUCCUAGCUUCAGAUACACUGACAUCGACCUGACCAAUAUGCGUCAAACCAUUGCGAAGAGGCUCACCGAGUCCAAACAGCAGAUUCCUCACUACUCAUUGACCGUUGAGAUUGAAAUGGAUGAAGUGCUCAAGCUGCGCGAAGAGCUCAAUAGCAACCUCAAGGACGGCAAACUCUCGGUGAACGACUUCAUCGUCAAGGCUUCCGCACUCUCGUGUAAGAAGGUUCCAGCUGCCAACUCUUCAUUUAUGGACACAUUCAUUCGCGAGUUCAAGGCCGUAGAUGUGAGCGUAGCCGUGUCGACUCCGGACGGACUCAUAACACCAAUAGUUUUCAAUGCCGACUCCAAAGGUUUGCUGGAGAUCAGCAAGAACACCAAGGAGCUCGCCGGGAAAGCUCGGGAGAAGAAACUUCAACCGGCCGAAUUCCUCGGAGGGACGUUCACCGUAUCGAACCUAGGGAUGUUUGGUGUAGAUCAAUUCACCGCAAUCAUCAACCCGCCCCAGUCUUGCAUCUUGUCGGUCGGGAGGACGAGCGAGAUCGCCAGGCCCUGCAAAGAGAAUGGAUAUCGCACGGUGAAAAUAAUGAGGGUCACCUUGACUUGCGAUCAUCGUGUGGUCGACGGUGCCGUGGGCGCCCAGUGGUUGCAGUCCUUCAGGACUUAUCUCGAGCAGCCCCACACCAUGCUACUCUAGGGAGAUUAUUUUCAAAGUUUUCGUUCGUCUACGGUCAAUAACCCGAUUGAUCGACUCAUUGGCCGCCAUGUUCUCUGUCGAUGGCGGGUGAUCCGAACCGCGGCUGAAUUUCCUGCAGCUAUCGCCGAAGGAAUCGGGACCUCCGGUUGGGAGAAUUCUAUGUUUGGCGUUAAUAUCGUGGGCUCGGACUUGCAAUAACUCGGAACAGCAAAAGCAAUCGGAACAGAAGAAAACUCGGGGGUUUGCUGUUCUUCCGCGAGGUUCUCUGUGGGACGGGCUCAGAAUCUAGCAGGAGGUUUGCGUGCUAUGGUCG
Galendromus occidentalis (western predatory mite) is the source of this 1621-nucleotide messenger RNA. It is a transcript of the gene muc, whose product is annotated as dihydrolipoamide S-acetyltransferase muc. Gene Ontology annotation, biological process: pyruvate decarboxylation to acetyl-CoA. The transcript has 5 exons. Gene Ontology annotation, molecular function: dihydrolipoyllysine-residue acetyltransferase activity. The record is from RefSeq and is a predicted model, not a curated record. Gene Ontology annotation, cellular component: pyruvate dehydrogenase complex. NCBI's taxonomy places the organism in Eukaryota, Metazoa, Arthropoda, Arachnida, Mesostigmata, Phytoseiidae. The coding region runs from base 76 to 1308 and encodes 410 amino acids.